CGGUGCCAACUUUCCUCGCAGCAUUGAUUGGAGAUAUCCCUCGGAGAUAGAAAGCUCAACCUGAAAUUGAGAUUCCGAUCUACCGAUUGACGCCUUAUUGUUCAAUUGCGGAAGUUGGAUCAGGGACAGCACAAAUACUAGACGUCACUCCAACUAUGCCACCUCCCUCGAACCAGCGCGCGGACAUUGAACCGCCAGAAGAGGUGACGACACAAGCUGUGACAGGAUUCGCGACAGGUGCUCUGCGUUUCGGGUCCCUCUCUAUCAUCGCGCACAUGAUCCUCUCCCUUCCGCAUCCCUUCAACUUCGCCGGACCAACUCCUCCUCCUACUCCGCAUUCCAAGGGCCCUCAGCCCGGCCCCAGACCGACAUCCCCCUUCUCCUCAUCAUUUCUCAAAUCAAGACUCUUCUACAGACCCCUGGAGGGUUUCUCGGAAUGGCUGUCCCCGACGUCCCAGGUGUACCGUGGACUGACGCCCCAGUUCAAGGUAUUCCUACAGAUUGCCGUGAUGACCCUGGGAGGAUGCAUCUGGGCUGAGAAGAGAGUGUCGGAGUACUUGGAGGUGAUGAGGAAAAUCAAAAGAGCAGAACGGGCAGAGGCGCAGCGCGCGCAAACGAGUAGAGGUUGAUGCAGACAUACUCAAGAGCUGGGGAGCAAUCGAGCGGAUCCUUGGAUAAUGAGUGAACAUGCUGUUUGUUUGUAUGUACUUGUACGUCUUUUCUUGUAGGAACUCCAGAAAUCAGAAGCAUGUCUUCAUGGCACUCCCCAGAUUGAACUCGAGCUGGGUAGUCCCUGGUGAGCAGCAGUGACUGCCGUCUGGGUCCUGACAGACCAAAGUGCAGAAGAUCAUCCGUCCCAAGGACCGUGAAGUGGACUUUCUCGUCGAUUACCUCGCAUCUGCCUUGCAUCUAUAAUUGGAAUCUUGGAUUGAUCGAGAGUUCGACGACAGAGCGC
This is a messenger RNA of Paecilomyces variotii, 955 nucleotides long. RefSeq lists its product as hypothetical. Lineage: Eukaryota; Fungi; Ascomycota; Eurotiomycetes; Eurotiales; Thermoascaceae. The transcript is spliced from 2 exons. The coding region runs from base 156 to 629 and encodes 157 amino acids. The record is from RefSeq and is a predicted model, not a curated record.